This is a messenger RNA of Zophobas morio, 950 nucleotides long. Its product is annotated as RNA polymerase II subunit A C-terminal domain phosphatase SSU72-like. NCBI's taxonomy places the organism in Eukaryota, Metazoa, Arthropoda, Insecta, Coleoptera, Tenebrionidae. Gene Ontology annotation, molecular function: RNA polymerase II CTD heptapeptide repeat phosphatase activity. Gene Ontology annotation, cellular component: nucleus; mRNA cleavage and polyadenylation specificity factor complex. Gene Ontology annotation, biological process: termination of RNA polymerase II transcription. Bases 260 to 853 code for a protein of 197 amino acids. The transcript has 3 exons. The record is from RefSeq and is a predicted model, not a curated record.
AUUUUACAACUUGGCAUAUUUCUCAAAUUGUCAGACUUUUAAUUUUGUUUAAUUACCGACCGACUUAUUUCGUACUCUUUUUAACCAAAAUGCAUUUUUUUGCGUUGUAGGAGUUGCUUUUUAAUUAACUUUUACUACCUGGAUUUGUUUUGUAAAAGUUAGGCGUUAGGUUAGGUUAUGUAAAUAUAUUUUUGUUGUGAUUUCAUUGUAAAAAUUUCUUUUUACGCUGUUUAAAAGACACAAUUCAUAACGAAUAUCUAUGAAAAUGACUACCGUCAGCGAUUUGCGCAUUGCAGUUAUUUGUUCAAGUAAUAUGAAUCGAAGUAUGGAGGCCCAUGCUUUUUUGGCGAAGAAGGGGUUUCUAGUACAGUCUUACGGGACAGGGGAUAAAGUUAAAAUCCCGGGAUCGGCAGCUGACAAACCGAAUAUAUACGACUUUGGGGUGUCAUAUGACGAAAUUUAUCAUGAUUUGUUAAACAAAGAUAAAUCACUAUAUACUCAAAAUGGUUUGUUGCAUACUUUAGAUCGAAAUAGACGAAUCAAGUCCCAUCCUGAAAGGUUUCAAGAAACUGACGAAAAGUUUGACAUAUUAAUAACUUGCGAAGAAAGAGUAUAUGACCAAGUAGUAGAGUUUAUGGAAACUAAAACACCUAUAGAAAACUCAAUCGUACAUGUGAUCAAUCUGGAUAUUCAAGAUAACUUAGAAGAGGCUACAAUAGGUGCUUUUUUAAUAAGUGAUAUGUGCACAAAGUUGGCUCAGACUGAAGACUUGGAUAAUGAUAUUGAAGAAGUUUUACAUAAUUUUGAAGAGAAAUGUCAGAGGCCUAUUUUGCACAGCAUCGUAUUUAACUAAAUUAAAAUAAUAAAACAGCUUAAUGUAAAAUAUUCUUAAAUUUUAUAUAUUUUUUGUCUUCCUUAAUAUAAAGGUUUAUUACAAAAAGCAAUUAAAA